This is a messenger RNA of Ilex paraguariensis (yerba mate), 567 nucleotides long. Lineage: Eukaryota; Viridiplantae; Streptophyta; Magnoliopsida; Aquifoliales; Aquifoliaceae. The record is from the annotation of a GenBank genome assembly.
AUGGUUCUCCAAUCUGAGGUCUAUCCCGGUUACCCUUUCCCACAGCAGGGCUAUUCUGUGCAACCGCAGGGGUACUACUCCACCAAUGACUACUACAGCACCCCUCUUCUGGGCAUGCCGGUGAUGACCAACCCAAGUGCCCCCACCCCUAAGUACCCCAGGCACCAAAUGGUAGCUGGUGGAGGCUAUGCUCAGCAGCAUCAUGACUGGUAUGGCGAAAAAAGGCCCCAAAAUGGCAUGCACGACACAACUGACUUCUACUACAGCCAGGGCUCACAGGGCCAGAUGUUGCCUUAUAACAGCAACGACGGUUAUGAUUCCUCCGGUGGCAAACACAGCAACACCACGGGGAUCACUGGGUACACGGCAAACUAUGCACAACAUGUUCCCAUGGGAACGUACCCAAACUAUGCGCAACAUGUUCCCAUGGGAAUAGAGGCAAUGAAAUAUGAGUACUCAAGUUGGGGUAACGAGCGUGAACGCUUCCCAUUUUACUAUCAGAAUUCCUACAGCCAGCAAAAUGGCUACCCCAAGGCAGAGUGGAACCCUAAAGGGGUGGAUGACUAA